AUGCAACGUUUUACUCCUAGAGAAAGUUCAAUUCACGAUAGUUCAGUUAUGACCAAUAUCACUGAUGAUACGAAAGAUAUUAGCGAUGUCAACGUGAAUGAUAUUGGUGAUUUUAAAGAAAAUGUUAUUGCAACUACCGGUGUGGCCAGCUGUAUCGUAUUUUCUAUACAUUUUAAGAACAAUCAAAGUGUUUUUCUAAUGCAUUUGUCCAGUGAAUUUUUAUCAGAUUACACGCGGAACAUUAACGACAAUAAUGAUCUAUUUCAACCGAUUCAAAAAUUGUUUGAAAACAUUGCAGUGGAAGCAUUCAUACGUGGAGAUGAAGUCAAGCAAGUUGCGAUCAUCGGAGGAAUUAGUGGUGACGAAAACGCGGUCAUUAUUCAAGAUAUAAUUCUUGAAUUAAUAAGAGAUCCUGGAAUUAUUGGCACAAAUAAUGAAAAUCUAAUUUGUUUUCUGAAGUUUGUGUUUAUGAGGCUCCCAAAAGUAUCUGCUGACGGAUACGAAGAUCGUGUCAAAAUACCAUCGUAA
This is a messenger RNA of Didymodactylos carnosus, 528 nucleotides long. Lineage: Eukaryota; Metazoa; Rotifera; Eurotatoria; Philodinida; Philodinidae. The record is from the annotation of a GenBank genome assembly.